UGGUUCUUUGAGCUAACAGAAUGUGAAAUGAAAUUAGUAAAACAAUUACGUGAAGAUUUUGAAACGUCUGAUAAUACAUUCGGCCUUCGAGAAGAAUUAUUAGAUUGCUUAGAAUUCAGAGACAA
This is a messenger RNA of Racocetra persica, 125 nucleotides long. The record is from the annotation of a GenBank genome assembly. NCBI's taxonomy places the organism in Eukaryota, Fungi, Glomeromycota, Glomeromycetes, Diversisporales, Gigasporaceae.